Messenger RNA from Etheostoma cragini (Arkansas darter), 1403 nucleotides. RefSeq lists its product as uncharacterized. Gene Ontology annotation, biological process: synaptonemal complex assembly. The record is from RefSeq and is a predicted model, not a curated record. Lineage: Eukaryota; Metazoa; Chordata; Actinopteri; Perciformes; Percidae. Gene Ontology annotation, cellular component: synaptonemal complex. The transcript has 9 exons. The coding region runs from base 174 to 728 and encodes 184 amino acids.
AAUACAUAAGCUACUGUGGGGAUUUGCAUGCCAUAGUGCAGGUGCACUGUGGCGCCAAACGGGUUCUCCGUCCUCGUGCACAUAGAUGCACACGCACAGUGCACACAUCUCUUCAAAUAACAACCGUUAGGACUCUGGAUAGUUGAAGAAAAGACUCCUCUGGCUGGAUAAACAUGAGCGAAUUGGCAGGAUUCAACAUUGAGGACAUGAUUAAUUUUACACCAAUGAAUGGAGGUGGAGGAAUGCUGCAAGAGCCUAAAGUUGAACAGUUGAUGGGCAAAUUAAGAAGGCUACAACAAGUACAAACUGAAGCUUACCAACUGGAAGGAAUCCAUAAAGAAAAAGAAGAGUUAUGCAGGAAGCUGCAGUUCCAGUGUGAGGAGUCUGAGCAGGACUCUUCCAGGCAAUUGAAGCAGAACAAGAAAAGUGAGGAACAGCUGGAAGAGUACAGAUGUGAAAUCCAGGAAUUAAAGCUUAAACAUCGGAAGCAGCGGAUGAAGUUUGAAAACCAGCUUCAUCAGCUUAUAGAGCAGCAUAAGAAUCUGCACUCUGUCUUUACUCCAGAAAGGCUCCCUAAAGAAAUAGAGAGUGCCGGAAAUACAAAAAGUCAACUAUUAUCAGCUGAACAAAUUAAGUUGGCUCAGUUGCACCGCCUCGAUGAGGAGCUAGAAGAGAUGAAGAAACAGAAGCAGCCAGUGACAACAGCUGCAGAGACUCAGGAGGAGUAAAACUGUUCGUAGGUCAUUUUAAAGAAUCAGAGGUAAUAGUCUUGAUUUCAGUUAGAUGCACUUUGAUCACUUCUUGUCAAGUGAAAACCUCAAAUCUUACAAAUGGCAGCUUCUGGGUUUCAUCAGUCCAAGUGCUACAGAAUCCUUCCUAACCUGUAUGGCAACGUUUUAUUAACAGAAUUAUAGUCACAACUUCAAUUACAAUUUAUAACAGUGACAUCUAAGUAAAAUGUUUGCCUACCAAACUAUGUUAAUUUCUGUGUCCUUGGCUACUUUUCUGUAACUACUUAAUGCUUUUACAUCAACUGUUCUGUAAUGCAUGGGUUUGUUUAUGAAACCAGAAAUAGUUUACAUUGUUACUGGUAAAUUGUGUUUUUCAAGUGCCAGAAGUAGUAUCCUGUAUGGUACUAUCAUAUUACUUAAAUAUUGUGUAUUAACAUAAUAUAAAGGUGUUCAUAUAUCUUAAAAAAUAAUAAUAAUAAUUUAGUUUAGUGAAAUUGUUAAAAACACAUGGGUUUAUUUUAUGAAUCUUUAAGAGCCUAUUAACAAAAACAGUACAAUAUACACAUACUGUAUGUAUGUGUACACAGCCACAUUCCAUUUCAGUUUGAAAGAGAUUUAAUAAACAACUUUUUUUGCAGUAUUUCAAAUACAAUGUAAUACUAUCUGAGGUUU